AUGCGGGAUAGUGUGAAGAAGUUAAACAACAAAGGAUCUAAAAAAUUUGGUCAUUUGAAGGUACGUACGAAGGGGAAGAAGGAUAAAGUGAAAGUGGAAUCAAAAUCUUACACAAAUAAUGUUGACGUAUCAAAGAAGAGGGUUAUCUGUUCCCUCAAGAUCAAAGGGCCACGUAAGGAUUCUGCAGAUAAGAAAUUGAUUACUGGACAAAAAUUGCCUUCGAAGAACAAAAAAUCUUCACAGAAGCCAUCCUCAAAGUUGCAAGUCAAAAAGGCUUCUCUUAACUCUAGAAAAGAGGGGGGAAAUGCUGAUGGGGAGGUAAAGCUUCAAAAAAUGAAGAGAAAGAGAAAGAAGAAAAGACAGAGGAAUAACGUGGAUCUUGAUGAUCCUUCACGCCUGCAGAGGAGAACACGGUAUCUUUUAAUCAAAAUGAAGCUAGAGCAGAACCUUAUUGAUGCUUACUCUGGAGAAGGUUGGAAAGGUCAGAGCAGUGUGGCUCAUCAUUAUUCUGUUUUUUGCAUUGAUGGGAACUCCUUCUGCAGUCGAGAAAAGAUUAGGCCAGAAAAGGAGCUACAAAGAGCAAGGAAGCAGAUUUUAAAAUGUAGACUUGGUAUUCGUGAUGCCAUUCGCCAGUUGGAUUCUCUUGGUUCAGUGAGUAGCAUUGAAGAUUCUGCCAUUCCUCCACAUGGAUCUGGUUUCUAUGAACAUAUAAUAUGUGCCAAGUGCAAGAUGCGUGAAGAGGCUCCAGAUAAUGAUGUUAUAAGAUGUGAUGGCACAUGCAAGCGUGCUUUUCACCAAAAAUGUUUAGACCCUCCUUUAGACACUGAAAAUGCUCCUCUUGGAGACUGGUUUUGUAAAUUUUGUGAAUGUAAGAUGGAAAUACUGGAAGCAAUGAAUGCUCAUCUUGGAACUCACUUCUCCUUGCAUAGUGCUUGGCAGGAUGUGUUCAAAGAAGAGGCUGCUAUACCUGAUGGUGAGACUGCAUUAAUGAAUCCUGAAGAAGAAUGGCCGUCAGAUGAUUCUGAAGAUGAUGAUUAUGACCCAGAGAGGAAAGAAGACAGCCAGAAUAUCAACAUGGAAGGAACAAAUGAUAGUUCAUCUGAUGAUUUUAGUAGUUCUACCAGUCUGUGUUAUUCUGGUGGUGAAUAUUCUCCAGUGGAUGGUGUCAGUCAUGAAUAUUUUUUUGUCAAUAGUAGCAUAGAUUCUGAUGAGUAUGAGGACAAAGCCUGUGGGCGUAGGCACCGAAAAGCUGUGGACUACAAGCAACUUUAUGAUGAAAUGUUUGGAAAGGAUGCUCCUGCAUAUGAACAAUUGAGUGAAGAUGAAGACUGGGGUCCUGGACGAAGAAAGCGAAGAGAAAAGGAGUGUGAUGCUGUUGAUUCUCUUAUGACUUUGCACGAAAGUGAGAAUAGGCACCCCAAUAAUGAGCACAUGACUAGAAAAGAUUCUUCAAGCGUAAAUGUCAAAAGGCAUUGUUUUAGGAUUCCGCGUGAUGCUGUUCAGAAGCUUCGCCAAGUUUUUGCUGAGAAUGAACUUCCUCCAAGAUCUAUUAGAGAGGCUCUCUCAAAAGAGCUGGGACUUGACACUGAGAAGGUCAGCAAAUGGUUCAAAAAUGCACGUUACUUAGCACUUAAAAAUAGAAAGCAUCAAGCAGAAGGAGCAGCAACUCAGCUUAAGGGUAUCAUUUCUACAAAGAACUCCACAUUACAAAAUCAAGAGAAUAGUGAUCCUUUGAAAUCAAAGAGCUUGAAAAUUACUACAACUCAUUCCCAGAAGGAUGUCACUGGAAGAAAGAAGAUGAAGUUAUCCAGCAAGAAAAGACAACCAGAGAUUCCUCCACCUCCAGGAGAAAAUGGAAACAAGGACUUCAUGGAGAUGAGUGAUGAUGUGAGCUUGAAGAAACUAUUGAAGAAAAGAAAAAAGAAGUUGGUAAAUUUUACAUUUGAAGGAGAUUAUCAGACGGCAGAGUUGGAAUUUGAAAGACUAUGCAAAUUGAAGCAAAAACUAGAUAGUAUGAAGGAAAAAUUAACUACAAUUCAAAGGUUCAGAGUAAAGGAUUCAGAUGAAUCCCAUGCUAAUGAACCAUCCAUUGUAUAUGUACCCACAGCUGUGUUAAGGGAAAAGGUUGAAUGA
Sphenostylis stenocarpa is the source of this 2133-nucleotide messenger RNA. The record is from the annotation of a GenBank genome assembly. Lineage: Eukaryota; Viridiplantae; Streptophyta; Magnoliopsida; Fabales; Fabaceae.